Messenger RNA from Venustampulla echinocandica, 1623 nucleotides. RefSeq lists its product as uncharacterized. Lineage: Eukaryota; Fungi; Ascomycota; Leotiomycetes; Helotiales; Pleuroascaceae. The record is from RefSeq and is a predicted model, not a curated record. Bases 1 to 1623 code for a protein of 540 amino acids. The transcript has 4 exons.
AUGGUCUACAAGCUCGUACGAAGUCUCAUGCCACAUCCUUUAAUUUGGGAGAAUAUCUGCGAAGACGUCGCAGGACAUGAAUACCACCUCGACCGAGUCGGCACCGUCAAGACGCUCGCUGCGCAUUUCACGUCUUUUAUAGCUGCGCUUCAGCUGCCUGCUUCGUUAGAGCUACCUUUAGAAAUCACAUCCUGUAUCUGCGAGUAUUUGGGUGAGUUAACACCAUAUAGCGCUUUCGUCAUAAUAGCAGGUGAAGCAUCCCGUUUAGUUACGAAUCUGCAUUCCCCCAGCAGCCGUGAGAUAGUACUCGAACGGGGUUAUUAUCUAGCUGCGAAGACGAUCACCAUUUUCGAGAGAGAGUAUAUCCAAGAUCUAGUUUGUAGCGAGUAUUCGGAGGAAAAUUGCCAAGCUAUUGGAAUUAUUCAAGAGGUGAAAUUCGUGACGAGCCUUGGUGGUAUCUGUGCAGUGAAGCUCAUCGGUUCUGAGUGGGAAACGGAUUGGAUCGGCAAAUUUCCAAGCACAGGCUGUACCUGGCAUGGGUCAAUACGAGGAAGCGUUCGCGUUCUUCGCUUUAACUAUAAUGAUUUACAUUGUGCGAGCAACAUAUUGAGCUCAGAGCCGUAUUUAACUUGUCAAAUUAUGUGGGAUCAAUACAACUUUCCUUCAUCAUUCGUCGAUCCAGAAUCAGCUUUACUUGUCUGCCGUGGAAACCCUCGCAACCCUAGUCGGUUCGCAAAGACUCUUAGGCGACGGUUCUUCAGAUAUUUAGAUCUCUUCCAUGGGGACGAAUAUAUUAGUGGCCUUACUAUAUACACCAGUUCCAGUAGCAUGGUUGGACUAGAAGCCCAUUUCAGACAAACGACACGGCUGUUAGGAUUCCGCGUCGGCUGCCCUCAAUACUUUCCAAUGCAGGAAAAUGAGCGUGUAGCUUACAUCUGGCUACAUAUUGAUGAUGAUUAUAGUCUGGCUUACAAUCAACCGGCGCUAGAUAUUCAAACAACAUUCGGAAGAACAUACUCUUUCGGACGUUAUAUUCACCAAGUCGAGAUUUUGCAGGGUGAAUGGAAGUGGAUUCUCCUGAAGAAUAAGGGGUGCGUCUCGGGGAUCUAUUAUGAAAACUCGAGAUGGCCAAAGUCCACCAAGAAUUUAGGCAUCACUGGUGAUGGUUCUCCUGAAGGGCCUUCUCCACAGCCGCUUCAAUAUCACGCCUCGCCUUCUUACUCACAGAUUGCUGCCCCUAACCAUCUCUUCUUGUCAGUCGCAACCCUAAAUCACCUCCGCAGAGUCGACCUAUGCCGCGUCGCCAAUCGCUACACAGGCAUGUUGAUACAAUAUGUUAGCGGUACAACUGCAGUCCUUGGGCAAUGGCAUAACCCUGGUGUUUCACAACACUCUUGUAUUCAUGACAGCGACUUGCUAGGUAUCUGUAGCGUCUACUUUAGAAUGUCAAUAUCUGGGAAGAAUAGGAUAGUAACUGAUAUUGGCUUUCUAAUGAACUCUGACGAAGCGAUAUCGGAUUCUGAUAUCCAUAUCUUCAAUGUUGAAACGCACCUCGCGUGGUGGUUUUCGGAGUUCUAUGACGAGAUCGUACCUUGGACAGGAGUACUUCUUGAUAUUCCAUAA